Zingiber officinale is the source of this 1546-nucleotide messenger RNA. Its product is annotated as transcription factor RF2b-like. The coding region runs from base 89 to 1225 and encodes 378 amino acids. The transcript is spliced from 4 exons. The record is from RefSeq and is a predicted model, not a curated record. Gene Ontology annotation, cellular component: nucleus. Gene Ontology annotation, biological process: regulation of DNA-templated transcription. Gene Ontology annotation, molecular function: DNA-binding transcription factor activity. Lineage: Eukaryota; Viridiplantae; Streptophyta; Magnoliopsida; Zingiberales; Zingiberaceae.
AAAUGUCUUUCUCUGGAUUUGUUCGUGACCUCUCUCUCUGCGCUUCUCACAGUUCUCAUGGGAGUGGGAGAGGCGGCGGCGACACCAGAUGCAACCCAAGCUCCCAGAUCCGGCUACUGGCACUAACCCUAGCAGCAUUCCCCCUCUCAAUGCCUCCCUCCUAGGGCUCGCCCCCGCCGCCGGAGCUCCCGCCUCCAUGUUCCAUGCCCCCUCCCUCCCAAUGCGAGGCUCCCACCACCGCCGAGCCAGAUCUGAGUUCGCAUUCCGCCUCCCGGAGGACGAUCGAAGUGCGGCGGCCGUCGGGGGCGCUGACGAGGUGGGCUCCGAUGAGGACCUCUUCAGCACUUUCAUGGACAUCGAAAAGAUCGGCUGCAAGCUGGAGGCCAGCGGAUCCGGGUCGGAGGGCGGCGGGGAGUGCACUGAUCGGACGGCGGAGAGCUCCGGGCUCGGCGAGGAGAGAAAGGUCGGGGAGGACGUCGCGGGAGCGAAUCAGAAGCAUAGGCAUAGCGUUUCGGUCGACGGAUCGUCGGCGGCGGUGUCGCUGAAGAGGGAACCGGCGUUUGGAGAAGUCAUGGAGGCGAAGAAGGCUAUGACGCCGGAGCAGCUUUCGGAGCUCGCCGUCGUUGAUCCUAAGAGAGCCAAAAGAAUUCUAGCAAAUCGACAGUCUGCAGCUCGCUCCAAAGAAAGAAAGGCUCGCUAUAUAUUAGAACUUGAAAGGAAAGUUCAGACUCUCCAAACUGAAGCUACAACUCUCUCUGCACAACUAACACUGUUUCAGAGAGACACAGCUGGACUAUCUGCAGAGAACAAUGAACUUAAGCUACGGUUACAAGCCAUGGAACAGCAAGCUCAAUUACGUGAUGCACUGAAUGAGGCGUUAAAGCAAGACGUUCAAAGACUGAAGGCUGCAACAGGUGAAAUUUUAAAACCCGACGAAGCAUACAACAUUGGACUACAUAAUGUACCUUUCAACCCAUCAUUCUUCAUGCUUCCCCAACAACAGUCGGUCCACCUCCAAGCUAUCCAGUUAAGACCGCCUUUGUUCGACCAACCACAGCCUGGUGUUGCAAACCAGCAAAUGCAUCAACAACUCAAAGACCAUCCCGACGAACUGCAGCAAGACCCCCUUGGAAGGCUUCAGGGAUUGGAUAUCAACAAAGGUUCCCAACGCACAAAAUCUGAGAGUUCCACAGUUUCUGUGAGUGAAAGCAGCAGCACUUUCUAACAAUCCUUAUUCAACAAGCUCACAGUAGACCUGUUGAGAUCAACACCCUGAUGCUCCAUGAAUGCUGUAUUCUUUAUUCAUUGAUUGUAUUGAUCCGAAACUGUUUUGUGGAAGUUCUGGUGAGAGCAUCAUUUGUCUCCUUGGUCCAUCAGUCAAGGUCCCAAAUUUGGAUUUGUGUGCUUGAUCUUUGCAUGUUCAAUAGUAUGCAUCUAUCUACCUUGUGUUCUAAAGUUGAAAAUGUGUGCUUCUAACAUUUAUCCCAGAACAAAUUGUGUAUGUUCAUACCUCAAAACUAUUGAUGUGUUCGUCAUGAUUUGUGCA